Symbiodinium sp. CCMP2456 is the source of this 918-nucleotide messenger RNA. Lineage: Eukaryota; Dinophyceae; Suessiales; Symbiodiniaceae. The record is from the annotation of a GenBank genome assembly.
GAAGGCAGCUGCACCCGGGACUGGGAGGGCUUCGGGGACCCUGAGGAGGGCUCGCUGCUGAUGCUGGGCCAGGUCAAGCUGACGACCUUCUCCUCGGAUUUUACGAGGACUUUCUUCGAAGAGGGCCUGGGAGCUCCCAGCUGCGACCCUGUUCAAGUGGGUACCACGCAGCUGAGGUUUCAGUCUGCAGACGAGAAGCCUGCUUCGACGUGGCCGGGUCAGCUUUACAUCUGGGUGGAGAACAUCCAGGACACGUGGAAGAAGAGCAGGGAGCUGUCUCAGCGCUCUGGCACCGAGAUCGUCGAGUCUGUGGUCUGUUGCCACGACGAGCGCUACUGCGACGCUCUGGUGCUUCGCGAUCCCGGCUCUGCAAACGUACUGGUGGUGAACCAGGCGCCCAAGGGCUACGCCAAGGCUUUGCGCGAUGCUCUGGGCAGCCAAAAGUCAUCGGCGCCUUCAAGCUUGGUGUGUCUCAUGGACCUGCUUUGCAGAGUCCCAGUUGGUACCUCUGUGAAGCUGGCGGCCUUUUACGAGCGCUUCCUUUCCGCGAAGGUCAUGCAAGGUAAGGACGGCUACCGCCUGCGUUUUGCAUCAGGUGACGUCCUACGCCAGACUUUCACGUUCCAGGACGACGAGUCCGCCACUGAAGCGUGGCUUCCCGCGCAGUUCCCUAGCGAGGUGUGCUUCUACCUCGAGUCGGAUGCCAAGUUCCGCAUUGCCUUCGCCAAGUUCUCCAACGCAAAGCUCGCAACGGGAGACUGGAGCGAAGCGGAGCGCGCCAGAGAGUUUCGCAUCAGCCACUGCAUCGACGAGUCCGGGUCCGUCAUCCUCGAUCUUCCCCACCUCAUCCGGGCUCCGGGCUCCGAAUGCCCAUACAUGGCCGACCAGGCCGCACCCGACACAGCCAUGGGAGGCUGA